This is a messenger RNA of Trifolium pratense (red clover), 935 nucleotides long. RefSeq lists its product as uncharacterized. Bases 94 to 744 code for a protein of 216 amino acids. The transcript has 4 exons. Lineage: Eukaryota; Viridiplantae; Streptophyta; Magnoliopsida; Fabales; Fabaceae. The record is from RefSeq and is a predicted model, not a curated record.
GCCUAAAAUGAACCGUAGCCCAAGAAAAGCCCAAAUUUCUUGAACUAUCUUUGCUCAUCGAAGCAAUGGCGCCUUGAAACGAAACCUGAAACAAUGGCAGAAGAAGAACCCGUCAAUGGCUACUGCAGCAGCAGUGGCGAAGAAGACGGUGAUGCAGCAUGGAGAGCUGCCAUUGAUUCCGUUGCUGGAACCUCCUCCUACGUUACUUCCUUCAUGAAUGGUUUUUCCGCCACCAACAACAAUGACCCCAAGAAGCAUGAUGAUAACAACCCUAAAACCCCCAAGAUUAAGCACUACCAAAUAAAGGCACAAAAAAUGCUGAAUGACAUGUUGGAAAAUACAAUUGAGAUAGUGAAAGAACCUAUCCUUGUUCCAGAUGAGGAGCCCAAUACCGAUGAUCGCGGCAUUCGCUUGUUUAAGCAUUCUAAACCAGGAAUAGUUUCUGAUCAUGUAGAUGAACCCCUGCCGCCAAGGAAACGACCUAAAAUAGUUCCGGGAGAAGAUAUUGAUGAGAAAUCUAAAAAGUUUAGAAGACAGAUUCGAUCUAUCGCUGUAGAUGGAAAAGAUUUAAUUGCUGCAGCAAAUGAUGCAUACAAUAAGUCGUUGGCUAGACUAGAGGCUAAAGAUGCAGCAGCGAAAGCUAAAGCCAAGAGAGAGGAGGAAAGAGUUGAGAAAUUGAAAAAGAUUAGGGGAGAGAGGUGGCUACCGUCGAUGGCCAAGGAGAUGCAGGUUAAAAGCAAGUAAUCAACACUGACAUUGUCUUCGGAGGUGCAGGUUAAAUAUCACCACUGACAUUGUCUUUGGAUUACUAUACUCCUUCAAUGCGUUAAUGUGUAUCUUGAUGAUCAUAAUUGUUGAUUUGUUAAUGGAGCUAGUUGUACCGUAAACAAUGUAGCGAUAAAUUUAGAUGAAAAAACAUUCUUUCAUUUUUAUUA